Phacochoerus africanus (Common warthog) is the source of this 2253-nucleotide messenger RNA. It is a transcript of the gene GPR34, whose product is annotated as G protein-coupled receptor 34. Gene Ontology annotation, biological process: G protein-coupled receptor signaling pathway. The transcript is spliced from 4 exons. Lineage: Eukaryota; Metazoa; Chordata; Mammalia; Artiodactyla; Suidae. Gene Ontology annotation, cellular component: membrane. The coding region runs from base 589 to 1725 and encodes 378 amino acids. Gene Ontology annotation, molecular function: G protein-coupled purinergic nucleotide receptor activity. The record is from RefSeq and is a predicted model, not a curated record.
CACGACCGGAUGGAGGAGUCCAGCUGACACACCAAGACGAGUCUCUGUCUCUAGGGAAGCUUGGGGUUCAGCUCCUUUUAUUUCGAGAGAACCUGAACUGUGAGUAUGCCUUGAUUUCAACUGCAUAAAUGAUGCUUUUUUUUCGGUUACAGUUUGAUUAUCUGGAUAUUAAAAAUGAAACCUGCUUCAUGGUGACUAGCAACAGUUGCUUCUAGAACCCUGAGUAAACUGCUUGAAUGAUACCUCUGCCUUGACUUGACUUGAAAUGAGGCUGUGUCUUCUUAGUUACUUGAAGUACUUUAGGAUGCUGGAGCAAAUACAAUUUUUGAAGCAUGGCCUGAAUGAUUCAGUCAUUAUCAAGUCAAACUACAAAUGUAAAAGGCUGCUACCACUGCCAAACAGGUCAGGAGACUGUCCGAUCUGACUAUCUGGCAGCUGUGACCACGCGACUUGCUUUUGUUGGGCCAGCUUGCUCUCCUGUGCACUGUUACAAGAGUCUGCCUAAUGAGGAAAAAUCUGAAGACAUAAAAGCUACACUCAAAGAACAUGUCAUUUAGCACCUUUACUUUCUGAUCCCUGCAGAAGACAAUGAGAAGUCACACGGUGACGAUGACGACAGCUUCAGUCAGCAGCUGGCCCUGCUCUUCCCAGGGCGUGCACCUCCUAACUAAUCACAGUGUCCAAUCGCCACACAACUUUUCAGGAGCAUCAAAUUUUACCACCUGUUCCAUGGAUGAAACAUUACUCUCCAGUGUGUUAACAACAUUCUACUCUGUUAUUUUUAUCAUGGGCCUGGUUGGCAACAUAAUUGCCCUCUACGUAUUCCUGGGUAUCCACCGCAAGCGAAAUUCCAUUCAGAUUUACCUACUUAAUGUAGCCGUUGCAGACCUCUUACUUAUCUUCUGCCUCCCUUUCCGAAUAAUGUAUCACAUUAACCAAAACAAGUGGACACUAGGUGUGAUUCUUUGCAAGGUUGUGGGGACACUAUUUUAUAUGAACAUGUACAUUAGCAUUAUUUUACUUGGAUUUAUCAGUUUGGACCGCUACAUAAAGAUUAAUCGGUCUAUACAACAACGGAAGGCAAUCACAACCAAGCAGAGUAUCUAUGUUUGCUGUGCAGUGUGGAUAAUUGCUCUUGCUGGAUUUUUAACUAUGAUUAUUUUGACCCUUAAGAAAGGAGGUCAUAAUUCCACAAUGUGUUUCCAUUACAGAGAUAAGCAUAAUGCCAAAGGAGAAGCAAUUUUUAACUUCAUUCUUGUGGUAAUGUUCUGGCUAAUUUUCCUACUAAUAAUCCUUUCAUAUAUUAAGAUUGGCAAGAAUCUAUUGAGGAUUUCUAAAAGGAGGUCAAAAUUUCCUAAUUCCGGUAAAUAUGCGACCACAGCCCGGAAUUCCUUCAUCGUACUUAUCAUUUUUACUGUGUGUUUUGUUCCCUAUCAUGCCUUCCGAUUUGUCUAUAUUUCUGCACAGCUAAAUGUGUCAUCUUGCUAUUGGAAGGAAAUUGUUCACAAAACUAAUGAGAUCAUGCUGGUUUUCUCAUCCUUCAAUAGCUGUUUAGAUCCAGUCAUGUAUUUUCUGAUGUCCAGUAACAUUCGCAAAAUAAUGUGCCAACUUCUUUCUAAACGAUUUCAAGGGGAAGCAAGCAGGAGUGAAAGCACUUCAGAAUUUAAACCAGGAUACUCCCUGCACGACACAUCUGCUGCAGCUAAAAUUCAGCCUACUUCUUAAAGCACUUGAGGUAAACAUGUUAAAAAGAAUAAAAUACAGCCUCUCACUUCCUUGAAGAACAAAAAAUUAUGAAACAAAGCUCUAGCAUUUACAAAGCUCAGAUCUUCCCUAAGUUCUUUUCUUAUUUGUGAUAGUUCAUUUCCAUAAUUGUAAGCUAUUUCAAUGGAAAGCUUAUACUCAUGACUAGAUUUUAAAUGUGUAUAUAAAAUUUUAAAAAAUAUAUUGUUAGGCUAACAACAGAUUAUAAAAAUAAAUGAAAUUUAUCGUUCUUAACCACAGAAUAAUUAAAUAAAAUGUCCUAAUUUCUCAAGUCACUAAAGUAUUCAAAAUCAAGUAUCUAAUACUAAUUUAAAGUGUGUUUAAAAGUUAAAUGAUUUGAUGACCAACUUAAAAUGUCAGAAAAUAUACGUUCAUUGUCAUUUUAAAAGCUGUAUAACUUGCCACUGUAUUCAUUUAUGUCUAAGCCUCUAUUAACAGAUGAAAUGAUAAUUAAUACAAUUCUAAUAAAGAAUGAAAUCACCCACUAUC